AUGCGUCUUGCCCCGCAGCCAAGUGCGCAAACCCCGCGGCUUCUCCUCGUCGCGCUCCUGCUUUCCACGCGGGGUCUCGCCUCCCAGCUGCUGUCGUCGGGCUGCCCGGAGCGGUGCGUGUGUGACGAGCAGCUGGUGGUCCAAUGCGCCGGCCAGCACCUGACCAGCUUCCCCGCGGACUUGCCACUGGCCACCCGGCAGCUCAUCAUCUCCAACAACCUCAUCGCGGAACUGCCUGCGCUCGCGCUCAACUACCUCUCAGAUCUGGUCUACCUGGACUGCAGCAACAAUACCUUGACGGAGAUCUCCCAGUCCACAUUUGGGAAUCUUAGGAAGCUGGCAUAUCUUGACCUCUCCUUCAACAUCCUUACCAGGAUCGAGGACAGGACCUUCGCUCCCCUGGACAGUUUGGUCAUGUUGAGGAUGACGGACAAUCCGUUCCUGUCUGAGAUCCACCAAGACGCCUUUGUGGAAAACCUGGCCCUUCAGGUUCUCGACGUGAGCCGGAACAACUUGACGGUGCUCAACAUCAGCUCCUUGAUCGCAUUGCCAGCCUUGCGUUCGCUGGGCCUGAGUGGGAACCCCUGGAGCUGUGAGUGCGGGAGCGAGGAGCUCUGUCUGUGGGUCCACUUGGAGGGCUUCAAGUUUCAAGAUGAGGGCCAGACUGUUUGCGGUUCUCCAGAUGACCUCCAGGGCCGUCGUCUUGGUGAGGCGGGAGUCCAACUCCGGACAUUGUGCCACCACACCCUAGGUUCCUGGGACUAUCUUUUCUUCGUCAUCAUCGGUUUUGUCAUCUUUGCUGCGGGCACCGUGUUGGCCUGGGUCAUGGGGGUCAUCAUGGUGCUUUAUGAGCGCUAUAUCAAGAAAAAAGACGAACAGUUGGAACUAGAUGAGGAAGAGGAAUUGGCCACAGAGUCGGGGCGGACCUCACGGGCCAGGGGCGAACAGGAAAACGCUUUAUUAAAACACACGGUUUAG
Nerophis lumbriciformis (worm pipefish) is the source of this 978-nucleotide messenger RNA. Lineage: Eukaryota; Metazoa; Chordata; Actinopteri; Syngnathiformes; Syngnathidae. The record is from RefSeq and is a predicted model, not a curated record.